This is a messenger RNA of Hydractinia symbiolongicarpus, 3556 nucleotides long. RefSeq lists its product as uncharacterized. Bases 472 to 2889 code for a protein of 805 amino acids. NCBI's taxonomy places the organism in Eukaryota, Metazoa, Cnidaria, Hydrozoa, Anthoathecata, Hydractiniidae. The record is from RefSeq and is a predicted model, not a curated record. The transcript is spliced from 2 exons.
CCCUGGAAAACCUGGAAAACCUGGAAAAUAUACCACUUUUUGAAAAACUCAGGGAAAACCUGGAAACGCACCUGGAAAAAAUUUUGACCCAGGGAAAAUAUAUGGCAUUUGCAAGAGACUCAGGGAAAAAAAAUUUUGGUAGCAAGUUGAACUGAAGUUGUGUUACUAUUAUUUCAUUGUUAGCUUUUCAGCAUGAUUAAUGGUAGCCAUAGUGUUCAACCAAACAGAUUUAUGCAACUUUUAAUUUUGUUUAUAUAGAUACAGCAUCUCUUUUCUUCUGGCGACACUCUUUAUAAUAUAAACAAAUUGUUAAUGUAGUUUUUUAUUCUGUAGCUUGCAUGUGAUUUUAAAAAGUGAUAAAAGUUUAGCGAUUGGCACUUGUGUAAUGCAGUUUGUUGUAAUCUAUGGUGUUCUGUUCUUAUUUUUUGUAAGUUUUUAGUUCUGUUGUUUUCUAGUGUAUUAAAAUAAAAUAUGAAAGAUCAAACCUAUUUCUCAAAGGAUUGGCUGGAUGAUCCAGACUUUAAGGAGUGGAUUGUAAAAACCAAAGAUAAUACAGAGGCUCGAUGUAAAGUUUGUCAUAAGACGAUCAAGUUGUCAAAUAUGGGUCGUCAAGCCUUAGUUAGUCAUACAAGUGGUAAAAUGCAUGUAGACCGAAGGCAAAUGUUCUUUAAAGCAAAAACUAUUAGUAAUAGAAGCGAACAGCCUAUUAGUAUUGAAGAGCCAAGUACAUCUAGUGAUUCUACCUCUACAUCUAGUGGUUCUACAUCUAGUCAAAUUCAGUCAGUUCAUAAGACUAAAGCCACAGAAGAAACUUCACUUGAGUUGCUAUUAAAAGACAGUCAAAAGCAGAAAUCUGAAAUAAUUUGGGCCUUAAAAGUAGUUGUUAACGGCUUUUCUAACAAUUCUUGUACUAACCUUGGUCAAACAUUUAGAUGCAUGUUCCCAGACAGCAAAAUUGCUCAGUCAUUUGAACUUGGGCCUACCAAAGUCCAUUAUAUCAUCAACUUUGGAAUUGCCCCAUACUUUAGAGACAUCUUGUAUGAUUCAUUGAAAAAAGUUGAAUGUUAUGUUGUCUCUUUUGACGAAAGUUUGAAUACUGUAACUCAGAACUGUAAAAUGGAUGUACUAGUAAGAUUUUUUGACCCUGUUGAUGACAAAGUUAAAAUCCGUUACUUAGACUCAAGCUUUCUUGGACAUAGUGCUCACCAAGAUUUGUUCAGCCAUUUCACGAAGACGCUUGGGAAAUUAGAUCCAAACAAAAUGUUUCAAGUAUCCAUGGAUGGACCUAGCGUUAACUUCAAAUUUUUGGAAAAAGUCCAGAAAGACCGUCUUGACAAUGAACAACAUCAACUCAUUGACAUAGGUAGCUGUGGUCUUCACACUAUUCAUGGUGCUUUCAAAAAUGCUGCAGUUUCUACUGAAUGGAACAUUAAGAAAAUACUCCAUGGUUCUUACCAAAUAUUGCACGACACACCAGCCAGAAGAGAUGAUUAUGAAAGUGUGACAUCAUCUAAUGUUUAUCCGCUAAAUUUUUGUGCUACACGGUGGGUGGAAGACAAAGUUGUAGCAGAGCGUCUCAUUGAAAUUUGGGAAAAUAUUGUGAAAAUCGUAAAGUUUUGGGAAGGUCUUCCGAAAUCAAAACGACCUGCUUCUAAGAGCUAUGGUUAUGUGAAAGAUGCUGCUAAAGACCUGCUCACACCUACGAAAUUGAAGUUUUUCAGUUUCCUAGCUGGAAUUUUGCAACCAUUUUUGGUAAUGUACCAAACGGACAAACCAAUGGUUCCUUAUAUGUAUCAAGACUUGACCAAGCUUUUAAAGAAUUUAAUGAGAUUGAUUGUUAAGCCUGAUGUGUUAACAAAAUGUGAAUCAAUAAGUGAUUUAAAAGCUGUCAAUUUGAAUGAUAAUUCAGUGCUUAUGAAACCAAAGAAUUAUAAUUUAGGCUUUGCUACUAGAUUUGAAAUAAACGAAUUAAAAAGAAAAGAUCUAAUAACUAAUGCACAGGUGGCUAAGUUCUUUACUGAUGCUGUUAUAUUUGUUAGAUCUAUUGUUGAGAAGUUAUUCGACAAGAGUCCGUUGUCAAAAAAUGUUGUUAAAAAUUCCACUAUAUUUGAUCCCAAGGUAAUGGUUACUGAAAGCUCCUCUGUUUUGCAAACCAAACUGAGAAGCAUGUUAACAUAUCUGGUGAAGCUUAGAGUUUUAACAUCUUUUCAAUGUGACAAAAUCACUGAAGAAUUUAAUGAGUUUUCCGAUCACAAUUUGAAACUUCACAUUGAUAAAUUUCAGAGUUUUGAUAGGUUUCAAGAAGACUUAGAUGAAUUUUAUUUUGGUGAUGUUGGCGUAAAAAGUUUCAAGGAACUUUCUUUUCUUAUCAAAUUAGUCUUAACAUUAAGUCACGGUCAAGCGUCAGUUGAAAGAAGUUUUAGUAUUAACAACUCUGUCCUCAGACAAAACAUGAAAGAAGAAUCUAUCGUAGCUAAAAAGGUUGUGAGUGAUCAUAUGAUUGCUAAUGGUUUAAAACCUGAUAGUAUUCAGGUAACUAACAAGCUGCUUCGAUCUGUAGCUUCUGCAAGACAAAAGUAUGAAGACAGUUUAGAACUACAGAGACAGAAAAAACGCAAUGAAAGAGAUGAGAAUCAAAAGCGCAUAUUAAAUGAUGAAAUAAGAGACACAAAAGCUAAACGUGAUGAUUUGCAGAAGACAUGUGAAGCAUUAGACAAAGAAUUCGUUUCAUCAGUAGAGAAAGCUGAAAAAGAUAAAGAUAACGUUGUGUCACUUGUAACCAAGGCAAAUGCAUUGAAAAGAAGAAGUGUUGAGUUAAAAACUCAAGUAAAAAGCUUAGAUGAAGCACUCUUGGUUUUAGAGGAGAAGAGGAGGAAAGUUUGUAAAUAAAAACGACUAAACAACUGGCUGUUUCUAUUUUGUUUGUUUUUGUGUUGGACUGAUUUUGUCUUCUGGAUAGAUCUUUAGUUUUUGUUUGACUGUAACCCAUUUUGUUUUGUUUUAUUUUGGACUGAAGUCAAACUUCUCAAGAUACGUUUUUAACCAGCACCAUUUACAUUAUUAGAUGGGCCUGGCUACCCACUAACCUGUCUUAAGUCAAUGUUCCACUUUCUGGGCUUGAAACUGUUCUGCAGUAGUUAACUUCAGACUAAUAUCAAGCUAAAUGGAAUAACAGUUUCUGGCAGUUAGCAGUGUUCAGAAGUACAUAAAUCUUCUUUUGCUGAAGUUUACAUACACACCUGUAUUCAAAUGCUGGAUAAUAUACACCCAAAUGUUUCAAUUUCAGUUUCAAUUUUGUCCCACUGUCUAAUAUUUAUGUUUCUAUUUAAUGACCCUAGUUUUUUAGACGCUAUUUAGUAAUAUCUAAUGCCUGCUGUUUUUUACUUGGGGAACCAGGAAUUGAACUUAGUAUGCUUAAUGUUUAUUACCUUGGAGACCCAGGGAAAACAAUAUGUUUUUUUAUGUGACCCAGGGAAAAUAAUAUACUUUUCAAGGGUCAUGUCCAGGGAAUUUUAUAUGCUUUUCUUGAAAGCUCAGGGAAAAGUUUUAGAAAAUU